AUGGUUUCUGCAGGGGACAGGCAUACAGUGCUUCUGCGCAGUGAUGGACGCGCAAUUGCCUGCGGACGCAAUGAUGAGGGACAAUGCGACAUUCCGCCUUUGGAUGAGGGUGUGACAUACACCCAGGUCUCUGCCGGUUCUUCUCACACAGUGCUUCUCCGAAGUGAUGGCCGUGCCGUUGCUUGUGGACAUACAGGUUCUGGAGAAUGCGACAUUCCACCGUUGGAUGAGGGUGUGACAUACACCCAGGUUUCCGCGGGUGGCGCUGGUCAUACAGCCCUCCUCCGAAGUGAUGGCCGUGUCGUUCUCACAGGAAAACCUUCGGCUGCCCUGGAUGAAGGCCGGACAUACACCCAGAUUUCGGCAGCAGGAGGUCAUGUAGUGCUUCUCCGAAGUGAUGGGCGUGCUGUUGAUUGCCUGCCUAAUGGCUCGCGACCAUGUGUCCCACUUUGCCAAAUUCCGCCUUUGGAAGAGGGUGUGACAUACACCCAGGUUUCCACAGGUGGACGUCAUCUAGUAGUGCUUCUCCGAAGUGAUGGCCGUGCUGUUGCUUGCGGACAUGAUGCUACUGGACAAUUGCACAUUCCACCAUUGGAUGAGGGUCUGAUGUACACCGAGGUUUCCACAGGCGCAGGUCAUAAAGUGCUUCUGCGAAGUGACGGCCGGGCUGUUGCGUGUGGCAGGAAUUCUUGGGGACAAUGCAACAUUCCGCCUUUGGAAGCGGGUGUGACAUACACGCAGGUUUCCGCAGGUGGUGAUCACACAGUGCUUCUCCGAAGUGAUGGCCGUGUUGUUGCUUGCGGAAGCAAUCGUUCUGGACAGCUUAAUAUUCCAUCUUUGGCAUCUUGGCGUGAUUGGUUGUGGUUUCCAAGCCUCCGCUACAUUUCCGACUCGAAGGCGAGUGGUACAAAGCAAGAUCGCAUUCUGCAAGUCAGCUUUCUACAAGAAGGUGAUGCCAUCAUUCUGAUAUGCUUUGGGCUGGAUGGACUCGAAGCGUUGCGACUGAGGACUGCAGGGUCUGACCGUGCUAUGGAGACCUAG
Molecule: messenger RNA, 1041 nt
Organism: Symbiodinium natans
Lineage: Eukaryota; Dinophyceae; Suessiales; Symbiodiniaceae
Source: the annotation of a GenBank genome assembly